UGGGUGGCGGCGCGCUUUUGCGCGCGCGCGCAGGGGAGAGGCCAGCCCCGGCGGCCGUUGUGGGCUUCGACUGGAGGGGCGGGAGGGUCACCUGCGAGCGUCUGCGACGCCCGCCCGCCCGCCGCGUCCGGAUCGCGCCGGCUGCGCGGGGCCGCUGGCUGCACACCCUGCGAAGCUGGGGCGGGAGGCAAGGAGAGUCCGCGCGCGGCGCCCGGGAAGAGGAGAAGUCGGACCUUCGCCGCUGCGGCCGUCCGCGCCCGGCUGGGCUAUUAGCAAAAGAUGGUGGAUCGCUUGGCAAACAGUGAAGCAAAUACUAGACGUAUAAAUAUAGUAGAAAACUGUUUUGGAGCAGCUGGCCAACCGUUAACUAUACCUGGACGUGUUCUUAUUGGUGAAGGCGUAUUGACUAAGUUGUGCAGAAAAAAGCCCAAAGCGAGGCAGUUUUUCUUAUUUAAUGAUAUUCUUGUAUAUGGCAAUAUUGUCAUCCAGAAGAAAAAAUAUAACAAACAACAUAUUAUUCCCCUGGAAAAUGUCACAAUUGAUUCCAUCAAAGACGAGGGAGACUUGAGAAAUGGAUGGCUGAUCAAGACACCAACAAAAUCAUUUGCAGUGUAUGCUGCCACUGCCACUGAGAAAUCAGAAUGGAUGAAUCAUAUAAAUAAGUGUGUCACUGAUUUACUCUCCAAAAGUGGGAAGACACCCAGUAAUGAACAUGCUGCUGUCUGGGUUCCUGACUCUGAGGCAACUGUAUGUAUGCGUUGUCAGAAAGCAAAAUUCACACCUGUUAAUCGUCGUCACCAUUGCCGCAAAUGUGGUUUUGUUGUCUGUGGGCCCUGCUCUGAAAAGAGAUUUCUUCUUCCCAGCCAGUCCUCUAAGCCUGUGCGGAUUUGUGACUUCUGCUAUGACCUGCUUUCUACUGGGGACAUGGCUGCGUGCCAGCCUGCUAGAUCGGACUCUUACAGUCAGUCACUGAAGCCUCCUUUAAAUGAUGUAUCUGAUGAUGAUGAUGAUGAUGAUAGCAGUGACUAAGGGCAUAUUUUGAAAUAUUUAAUCGGGUGUGACUAUCUGAGAAAUCAGCUCUGGGGGAAUGUAAAAUUCUGAGCUUUCUCUGGAUUUUGCUCUUGCCAUGAAUUUGCCUGAGAAACUUUCAACCUAUGUGCCUCAGUAUCCUCUAUAGAAAAUAGGUCCUGUUAUCAUCCCCCUCCCCCUGCAACCUCUCCUCACCUCCCCUAGCUCCCUAUUCUUCUACAGGGAUAGACUGUUGCAAAUAUAUCAGACAGAUGUUUGGUUUCUUGUUUUAAUUCUAGACUGCUUUCUGGGAUGGUUGGGAAGACAUGUUUAACAUAUCAUGCGUUGCAUUGUUGUUUAUUAUAUGUUCUGUUAUAUGGAAAAACUGAAAGCAAAGAAUGACGGAGAAAGGAGUAAGAUAUGGUUAGUGAAUUAUGUCAUUAGCUUUUUUCUAACCAUCCUAUCUAAAGGUUAAGAUACCAGUAACAGAAAUACAUGUUUUGGAAAUAUUUUGACUUUUUCAUAUACCAGGUGGUGCCUUAUCAUAAUAGCACUGUUGCAUGAAAUAAGCCCCUACCUUCUCACUUUUUAGUUUUGUUUUAAAAGUACACUGGUGCUUUCUGAGGUAAUCAAAUGAAUGUUAUAGAUGGAUAUAAUUAGGAAAUACUUCUCAUUUGACAGCUACAAGUAACUAAAUUUUGAGGUCCUUCAUUCUGUAUGAAUAUUUUUUCAUAAAACGUUGUUGUGAUUAUAUUUUUACUUUUCAUAGGUACCAAAUUAUAAUUGUCGUUCUUAGAUUGGUUUGAAA
Molecule: messenger RNA, 1816 nt
Organism: Budorcas taxicolor (takin)
Lineage: Eukaryota; Metazoa; Chordata; Mammalia; Artiodactyla; Bovidae
Gene: PLEKHF2
Product: pleckstrin homology and FYVE domain containing 2
Exons: 2
Coding region: 280-1029 (249 amino acids)
Molecular function (GO): metal ion binding; phosphatidylinositol binding
Source: RefSeq, a predicted model, not a curated record